Acanthaster planci (crown-of-thorns starfish) is the source of this 2582-nucleotide messenger RNA. RefSeq lists its product as uncharacterized. The record is from RefSeq and is a predicted model, not a curated record. NCBI's taxonomy places the organism in Eukaryota, Metazoa, Echinodermata, Asteroidea, Valvatida, Acanthasteridae.
CGAGAUGUUCUGUAAAUUUGGGCGGACACCUUCCAAGACCAUAAAGAUUCUCUUCCAGUUGGUACUCCCGGUCUGCAAAGAGAUGACUUUGUCCCCUAAAAGCCUCUGAAACGUUGUAGUGAGACCCGUGCAAGCUCUUAAAAUGUCAUCGGACUCGAUAUUACAGGGCAAGCAAAAAGAACUCAGGACCAACUACACGUUCAAGGUUAAUUAUGGAUGAUUCUUAAGCUUACGGUAUGAGUGCGUCGAGCUAAAGAGGCAUAAACCUUGCAUUUGGACCGAGACAAUGGCUUAAAAAAAGUGCGUGUGACAAUAAGGCAAAGAGGGUCUUUUGUUGGAACGAUGUGUCACGGAUUGCGGUAAGCUUUUGUCGUGAACUUUGGGAGCUUUCAUUUGAAUAUGAAUCGCCCAAAAAAUGAAAAGCAUUUUGUUCCACUAUUACUUACUGUAUGGUGUACGCAGGAUCGGUGCCUGUAUACAUGUACAUGUAUAACAAAUACUGGAGACUGUUGGAACAUGAUUGUGGAUAGCUUUCUGUGCGACAUUUUGGAUACUCCCGGACUUGCUUCACGAGGACGUUGUUAUUUGGAAUCAGAGACAUCUUAUUAUGUGUCACUGAUUUGUACCCACGAUGGCAAGGAAGAGCUACAUCUAUCUGUUGCUUCUCUCUGUACUUUACUCCCUUACUGGUGAAGUCGAGAGCGCACCUCCGGAGGUCUGCGCCUGGAUCGUUACACCGGAGGCAGAUCGGAAGGAGGGUGGGCGAGUAGAGAUAAAAUGCGUCGCCACAGGCCUUGGGUCCAACCACGUCGUGGAAUGGACCAAUCAGCCACCAGACCAAGUGACAUACAACUACCACCUCCUGACGAGUAGUUUUGAGAGCGGCCGCUUGAUGUACCAGACGGAGAUCUCUGGAAGCACAUUGACUAAGAGCGUUAUCAUCAGCCAGCUGCAAAAAGAGGACACAGGGGACUACUUUUGCAGCGUGUGCGAAGCCCGGGACGGACUGAAGAUUCUCCUGAGCACUUCCAGCGUGCAGCUGUCGGUGUUGUACUUCCCAGGCGGGCCGUUCCCGUUAUGCUCCCCAGACGGGCCCGUCCUGGUAUAUCCAGACGCGGAGCUGAACAUGCUCUGCUGGUCGGACAGUGGUAACUCUGCUGUCGCGAUGGAAGUGAUGCAGGUGCCCGCAAAGUGCACACGAUAUCCCUGGACAUCCUGUAGCAACGAGACCGUGGCAGCAACUUCGCUGACUCUGGCAGUGGGCAUCCCCGACGAGGGGACAUCAUUCGAGUGCACCAUCUCAUCAGUGUAUUUCCCUGGUCAGCGGCGCUCGUGUACCGUCGGACCGAUCAGGAUCGCAGGCCUUGCCGGAUCUGCCAACGUCACCACCGCAGAUCCCCACACAAGAGCAAGAUCCAGUUUUACCAAUGCGCCUUCAGCUGACAAAGAACAAACGCCAGGUCCAUUCGUUCAAGACGAUGUAACAGGACAAGCUGAGCCGAACAGGCCAUCCUCCCAAGCCACAAUUCCGUCCAGAAGUAAGCCCCACCCCAAACCUCACCCGAAGCCUCACCCCAAGCCUCGCCAACCUGCUGGUUUGUGGAAGGUAGCUUUCUUCGUCACCCUAUCCUUCCUGGUCAUCUCCCUCACCUUAAAUGUUCGUCUUCUAGUGUGUAUCCUAAGACCAAGACAAAUAAAUAAUAAUAAUAAUAACCUUUGUGUUGGAGAACCCCAUGUCCAAAUGGAGCUUCAGGACUUGGAGACAAUCUCACAGCGCGUGGAGAAGCAACCAGAAGAGAAUGCGUACGAAGAAACAGAACAUUAAAUUCAAUGAGUAGGCUUUGUAAAUAAUUGUUUGUUUAUUUUUGGUGAAAACCCUCAAUCAAAUUCAAGGAAUGUAAGUAAAAAGACAGAUUAUGAAAAUAAAAUGAAUAGGACAUGACCAAAAUGUAAAGCACCUCCAUAAAACUGCCCUAAAAUCAGACAUUAGAGAAAAGACAUGGAACGCUUCCCUUAUACUUGGAGGAAGAAAAUAUGAGCAUUUUAACCAAGAAAUUAUGUGAGAAAUGCAACCCAUUUUUUAGGUUGCUGAUUUUUGUGUUCUUUAAUUAAGAUUAAAAUUAUGUUUUGUCAAUAUAAAUAUAUUUAUGUAACAUACAACCUAUUUGGCUUCUUGUGCUGAUGAUUAAAGCAACAUGUAUAUAAAUUACCAUAUAAAAGAAUAAAGUGUUUAUAUUACAAAGGAUAACACUCAGUGAAUAAUUUUGCAAUCCAUUAUUGAAGAAUCAAUGAAGAUGAACACAUGUAUAACAAAAAUACGUGAUGUGAUCUUUUAUUGCAAAGAACGGUCACUUUUGUCUUUUUCAGUUCUCUUACUACCACUAGAUAGAAGCUUCUUUUGAAUCUGUAUUUUUUCUAUUUAUUUUCAAUAACGCUUCCCUGAUGUCAACAAAUCAGAAAAUCCAUUUCCCGAAUGGAAGCCAUCGAUGCAAUAUUAAAUCAAGGAUGUUUUCUUUAAUCCCCAAAAUGACGUCGGAGUUCUAUUAACAAGAACAUAAAAGAUGACAAUGUGCUGGGCUCUC